Molecule: messenger RNA, 1199 nt
Organism: Urocitellus parryii (Arctic ground squirrel)
Lineage: Eukaryota; Metazoa; Chordata; Mammalia; Rodentia; Sciuridae
Source: RefSeq, a predicted model, not a curated record
UCUCACUGUUAACCUUCUGGAACCCGCACCCCACUGCCCAGCUCACUGUUGAACCAGUGCCUUCCGACGUUGCUGAAGGGAGAGACGUUCUUCUACUUGUCCACAAUAUGUCGGAGAACGCUGUAGCCUCCGCCUGGUACAGAGGGCAAAUAACAAACCAAAACCUUCUCAUUCUAUCCUACUCGAAUCUCACACACUCAGCUACCCAAGGUCCUGCAUUCAGUAGUCGAGAGACAAUCUACCCCAAUGGGUCCCUGCUGUUUGUGAAUGUGACAAAGGGGGACACAGGAUUCUACACCCUGCAAACCACAACUCCCAAUUUUCAAAUUGAAGCAGCAACUGGAGAGUUCCGCGUACAUGAGAAAUUACCCAAACCCAACAUCACAAUCAACAACUCCCAACCCAUGGAGGGUGAGGACUCUCUAGCAUUAAAGUGUGAACCUGAGGUUAAUUAUGCGACCUACCUGUGGAGGCUAAACAAUCAGAUGAUCCCAGAUGGUGACAGGCUGAAGCUGUCCAACAACAACAGGACUCUCACUUUAUUCACUGUCAAAAGGGAUGACACAGGACCCUAUGAGUGUGAAAUCCAGAAACUGAGUGCCAGCCGCAGUGACCCACUCACCCUGAAUAUUUCCUAUGGUCCGGAUGACCCCAUCAUAAACCCCCCAGACACACAUUUCUGUCCUGGGACAAAUCUCAACCUCUCCUGCCAUGCAGACUCUAACCCGCCUGCUCAGUUCUCUUGGUCUUUCAAUGGGAGGCCCCUGGAAUCCACCCAAGAGCUCUCAGUCCCCAACCUCUCUACAAAUAAUAGCGGAUCCUAUGUGUGUGUCCCCCAUAACUCUGUCACUAACCUCAAUAGGACCACAACCAAGAAUAAGUUAGUGGACCCUGGAGCACAGUAUCAAGUGCUGGAACCAUUGACACCGCCCCACCUCACAGCCAGCAACACCAGGAUGGCAGAAGGGGAGUCUGUGCAGCUGACCUGCGUCCCAAAUGACACUGAAAUCUCCAUCCAGUGGCUCUUCAAUAACAAGAUCCUGCAACUCACAGACAGGAUGCAGAUGUCAUCAAACAACAGCAUCCUGACCAUAAACCCAGUCCAGAAGAUGGAUGAGGGAGAGUAUCAUUGUCAAGUCUCCAACCCAAUCUCUUCCCUAAAGAGCAACCCCAUCACGAUGACUGUGAUCCGUGAGUGA